Molecule: messenger RNA, 928 nt
Organism: Psylliodes chrysocephalus
Lineage: Eukaryota; Metazoa; Arthropoda; Insecta; Coleoptera; Chrysomelidae
Source: the annotation of a GenBank genome assembly
GGUGGAAUCGGUUCUAAUCGGACUAAACCACGGUAAAUCGAACGCUAAAAGGGUCGUUCGGAGUUAAAAGUAUUAAAGGAGUUAAAAGAGCUUGGCAAACCGAACGCAACUCGUGAUUCAGUAUUUAUUCAAUUGUCAAAUGUCAUUACGUCAAAUUGUUUUCGCCAUUGUAUUUUGAGCACCGAAUCAACAAAUUAAAAUCACUUUUAAACGCUAGUUAUUCAAUUAUUAAUCUAAAAUACCUAUAGGCGGAAGAACAUGCCAAAUAUAAAACUGCAGUCCUCAGAUGGGGAAACAUUUGAGAUCGACGUUGAGAUCGCAAAAUGCUCGGUCACUAUCAAGACCAUGUUGGAAGAUCUAGGAAUGGAUGAGGAGGAAGAAGAGGUAGUUCCAUUGCCAAAUGUGAACUCUGCUAUAUUGCGAAAGGUAAUCCAAUGGGCCACGUAUCAUAAGGACGACCCUCCACCACCAGAAGAUGAUGAUAACAAAGAAAAAAGGACUGAUGAUAUUUCUUCUUGGGAUGCUGACUUUUUAAAAGUUGAUCAAGGUACUUUGUUUGAACUCAUUUUAGCGGCUAAUUAUCUUGAUAUUAAGGGACUCCUCGACGUUACCUGCAAAACGGUAGCUAACAUGAUUAAAGGUAAAGCCCCUGAAGAGAUCCGCAAAACUUUUAACAUCAAAAAUGAUUUUACGGCGUCUGAAGAGGAACAAGUGCGAAAAGAAAAUGAAUGGUGUGAAGAAAAGUAAUUGUGUACUAAAUUGACUAAAUUUUGUGUACGUUUUGUAUAAGUAUUUUAGAUAUGCUUAAAUAUUUUUUUGGGCGUCUCGAUUACUAAUUUCUCAGUUUUUCAGGUGUUAACCUAAAUCUCUUAGUCAUAUAAAGUUGGGAAACUGUAUUUAAAUUCUGUACCUCUUUAGUAUCCUUAGG